Chanos chanos (milkfish) is the source of this 2298-nucleotide messenger RNA. RefSeq names its product ADAM metallopeptidase domain 28 (gene adam28). The transcript is spliced from 22 exons. Gene Ontology annotation, cellular component: plasma membrane. The record is from RefSeq and is a predicted model, not a curated record. Gene Ontology annotation, biological process: proteolysis. Lineage: Eukaryota; Metazoa; Chordata; Actinopteri; Gonorynchiformes; Chanidae. The coding region runs from base 1 to 2298 and encodes 765 amino acids. Gene Ontology annotation, molecular function: metalloendopeptidase activity.
AUGGCUAGCAAACCUCUCCUAUUGUGGAUCUUCACUCUUCUUCUCUUGCUCCCUCCCUCAGGUACACACACACUUGAACUAGACGGGGUAAAAAUUCAUGCCGUGGUCCGACCAGUGAGGCUCCACAGCCAGCAUAAGAGAGAUUUAGAACCCUCCCGACCAGACGUGGUGAAGUAUGCUAUGAAACUGGAUGGGAAGGACAUUGAGAUGCAUCUAGAGAGAAACACUGGGCUGUUAACCAAAGACUACAGUGAGACUCAAUACACUGAAAAUGGCGCUCGGAUCACAACCACACCAAAGGAUCUGGACCACUGUUACUACCAGGGAAAAAUCUCGAAUGAUGAGGAAUCGAUCGUCAGCAUGAGCACCUGUGAUGGGCUAAGGGGCUACUUUCAGACGGCAGAGCAGAGAUAUCUGAUAGAGCCUCUGUCUGAAGAUGGUGAGGGAGACCACGCAGUGCUCAAGUUUGAUGAUGCCAAUAACGAAACCAAGACAUGCGGUGUCACAAACACGACCUGGGAAGGAGUUGAUUCCUUACCACCAAGAACCAGCAAAUCCCGUUCCAGAGCCUCACAACCCACCCUGCUCCAGCAGCAGAAAUACAUAGAGCUUUAUCUUGUAGCAGACACCAGAGAAUUCAAGAAGAUGGAUAGUGAUGAAAACAAGCUGAGGAAGAGGAUGUUUGAAAUCGUCAAUUACGUCAACGCUGUAUAUCGACCACUGAACACGUUCAUAGCACUCACGGGACUUGCAGUUUGGAAGCAACAAGAUAUGAUAUCCGUGACGUCAUCAGCAGGUGCUAAUCUUGACAAAUUCACGGAAUGGAGAAACUCAGAACUUGUUAAGGUCAAGCGCCAUGACAACGCACAUCUCAUCAGUGCCAUUGACUUUGAUGGUGCAACUGUUGGACUGGCAUACAUUGGGACAUUGUGCGGAAGUCAUUCCACUGGAGUUGUGCAGGACCACAACCCUCGAGCCAUCGCUGUCGGGGCAACGUUGUCCCAUGAGAUGGGACAUAACCUGGGUAUGAAUCACGACUCGGGCGGCUGCGUCUGUCCUGCAGCCAGCUGUAUAAUGGCAGCCGCUCUGAGCUACAGUGUACCACGCGAAUUUAGCAGCUGCAGUACACAGAGCUACGAGAAGUUCCUGGACACGCGUAAUCCAGAGUGUAUACUGAAUAAACCAGACAGAAACUCCCUCGUUUCUCCACCGGUGUGUGGGAACGGCUUCCAGGAGAAGGGUGAAGAGUGUGACUGUGGUACCUUGCAGGAGUGCACCAACCCUUGCUGUAAUGCCACCACCUGUAAACUAACAGAUGGAUCAGAGUGCGCUGCUGGUGACUGCUGCCAAGACUGCAAGCUUGCACCACCCACGCUGGAGUGCAGGGCCAAGCAUGACGAAUGUGACCUAGCGGAGUAUUGCACAGGGAAGAGCGCCCAGUGCCCGGAGGACGUCUUCUCCGUCAACGGGAUCCCCUGUCAGAACGGGAAAGGCUACUGCUACAACGGACAGUGUCCACAGCUUGCAGACCAGUGUGUCAAAAUGUGGGGAGGGACUGCUGAAGUAGCCGACAAGUCCUGCUUCCAGCAGAACAAACGAGGACUUUACUAUGCCUUCUGCAAACGCACCAAAGACCAGUACAUACCCUGCCAAUCACAGGACAUUAUGUGUGGGAAGCUGUUCUGUAAAAACGGCAACUCAAAUCCAAACUAUGGUCGUAUGGUCAUGUUCAAUAACUGCAAAGCCACAUUCUACAGUGACAGCGACAAUGACUUUGGGCAGGUGGACAGUGGUACCAAGUGUGGAGAUGGGAAGGUGUGCAGCCAGAACGAAUGCGUGGAUCUGGAGACAGCCUACCGGGCAACCAACUGCUCAGCCAAGUGCAAAGGUCACGGGGUGUGUAAUCACAAACUGCAGUGCCAGUGUGAACCAGGAUGGCUGCCUCCCAACUGUGAUCGAAAGGAAGACCAUCCGCUGCCCUCAGGCGGAGUGAUAGCUAUCGCAGUGAUCGCUUGUCUCUUGGUACUGGCCGGCCUGAUUAUAGUGGGUGUGUUGCUGUGGAAACGCCGGAAAGCUGCACCAAGCUCUACAGGCCACCGUAUGCAGAAGAAAGGUUACGCUGUCAACAAUGCCCGUUUCAAUGCUCCGCACCAAACUCCUUCUAACCAAAGUCCCUCCACGACAAUACGACCCAAAGGGCCCCCACCCCCACCUCCUGCUUCAAAAACGUCUCGACCUCUUCACCAGAACUUCGUCGAAGCCAGAAAGGCUCUUCGUCCACCUCCUCCAAGGGUGUGA